CGCGUACAGCCGCCCAGCCACCCGCGAGGUCCUAUCACCCGCCGACCGAUGCCAGUCCAGGGCUGAGAGGGAUAUAAAAAACACUCUCAAACCAAAAGCACCUCGUCCUCCUGGUACCGUCUUGUUUCAGCGGCGUGAGGCGGAAACACAGCGCAACGAGCAUGUCGGUCUUAGCGCUGCAAGAAUAUGAAUUUGAGAGACAGUUUAACGAGGAAGAAGCCAUCCGGUGGAUGCAGGAGAACUGGAAGAAGUCCUUUCUGUUCUCUGCUCUCUACGCCGCCUGUAUUUUGGGGGGCCGCCAUGUUAUGAAACAAAGGGAGAAGUUUGAGUUGAGGAAACCACUGGUGCUGUGGUCACUCACACUCGCUGCAUUCAGUAUAUUUGGUGCCAUACGUACUGGGAGCUACAUGAUGUACAUCCUGAUGACAAAAGGGCUUAAGCAGUCAGUUUGUGACCAGAGCUUUUACAACGGACCAGUCAGCAAGUUCUGGGCCUACGCUUUUGUUCUUAGUAAAGCACCUGAACUAGGCGACACCCUCUUCAUCGUCCUGAGGAAACAGAAGCUCAUCUUCCUGCACUGGUACCACCACAUCACCGUGCUGCUCUACUCCUGGUACUCGUACAAGGACAUGGUGGCCGGCGGCGGCUGGUUCAUGACCAUGAACUACUUGGUCCACGCCGUCAUGUACUCUUACUACGCCCUGCGGGCCGCCGGCUUCAAGCUGUCGCGCAACUUUGCCAUGUUCAUCACGCUGACGCAGAUCACCCAGAUGCUGAUGGGCUGCGUGGUCAACUACCUGGUGUACUCGUGGAUGCAGCAGGGCCAGGAGUGUCCAUCCCACAUGCAGAACAUUGUGUGGUCGUCCCUCAUGUACCUCAGCUACUUUGUGCUCUUUGUCCAGUUCUUCUUCGAGGCCUACUUCGGCAAGUCCAAAUCGUCGGCUCUGGCUGCCAGUAAGAAAAGCGGGUAGAAGAAUAUUAAAAAGCAAUGAGACGAAGGGAAGACGAUUGCAGAAAAAAAUUUAAA
This is a messenger RNA of Cololabis saira (Pacific saury), 1027 nucleotides long. It is a transcript of the gene elovl6, whose product is annotated as ELOVL fatty acid elongase 6. Lineage: Eukaryota; Metazoa; Chordata; Actinopteri; Beloniformes; Belonidae. The transcript is spliced from 4 exons. Gene Ontology annotation, biological process: fatty acid elongation, saturated fatty acid; fatty acid elongation, polyunsaturated fatty acid; very long-chain fatty acid biosynthetic process. Gene Ontology annotation, molecular function: fatty acid elongase activity. The coding region runs from base 162 to 971 and encodes 269 amino acids. The record is from RefSeq and is a predicted model, not a curated record. Gene Ontology annotation, cellular component: endoplasmic reticulum membrane; endoplasmic reticulum.